GACCAGAUGGCUAUUAAAACCGCCUUCCACUUUUUCCUUUUUUAAAUCUUUUUUUUUUUCACAAAUGUUAGUUCGUCGAACAAUUCUGAUCCUCCUAUUUAUGUACUCCCUAUCGCUCGAGUUUACUCAGUAUACAGUGCGGUACUCACCACCUUUUAAGGGGCAUUGAAAUGGAUUCCGCAGCUCUGCACGAGGAGAUCGACUCGUUCUUCGAGUCAGCUCCUCCGCUCAAAGAUUCCGCUAAAGUUACCGACAAAUUGAAGCAGUUCAUCGAAUUCAAUUCUCCGUCAUCAGGAGAAGGCAGAGGCAGGAGGGUUGUGUGCGUGACAUCUGGAGGAACUAUGGUUCCCCUGGAGCAGCGCUGUGUUCGAUACAUUGAUAAUUUUAGUUCAGGGAAUAGAGGGGCGGCUUCCACAGAGUAUUUUAUAAUGGCUGGAUACGCGGUUAUAUUUUUGUAUCGGAGGGGAACUUCCCAGCCAUAUUGCAGGUCUCUUCCUGAGGAUCCUUUGUUGGAAUGUUUUGAGAUCGCUGAUGAUGUUGAUAUUCAAGUGCGGCAACCACAUUCUGAAGCAGUGAAGGGGGCCAUUAGGGAUCAUCAUGCUGCAGUAGCAGGCGGUCUCCUUUUGAAACUACCCUUUACAACCAUUUUUGAGUAUCUUCAGAUGUUAAGGAUAAUUGCAUUAUCAAUGAGAAGCCUUGGGCCUUAUGCAAUGUUUUAUCUUGCUGCUGCAGUCUCUGACUUUUAUGUUCCAUGGAAGAGCAUGGCUGAGCACAAGAUUCAGUCCGCAUCUGGCCCUUUGGACAUGCGACUUAUGCAAGUGCCAAAGAUGCUCUUGGUGCUAAGGACGGAAUGGACUCCCAUGGCUUUCUGCAUAUCAUUCAAGCUUGAGACAGACUCAAAGAUUCUCUUAGAGAAGGCCGGUACGGCUCUUAAAAAGUACAAAAUGCAUUCAGUUGUGGCGAAUGAGCUGCUGACCCGGAACGAGGAGGUCAUAGUUGUGACAAGCAGUGGGAAUAUUUUGGUUCACCGCGACAGGACUCGUACUGGUUCUGAUGUGGAGGAUCCUCUGGUUGAACUCCUUGUUGACAGGCACUCAACUUACAUUAAAACAAUUAGCACAUGAUCUUUAAGCAAACAGGAGAUACUUGAUAUACAAUAGACGAAUUUCAAAAUCACACUUUUACCCCUUGAAGUUCUCCAUUCUAUCGAAGAUCUUUCGACAUUAACACAGUUUUCCUUGUUCCACUGUUAUAGUCUGUGACAAAUUGUUUUCCUUCCUUGAUUGUAACAAAGUCUGCAACAAAUUGUUCUGGAAAAAUGAUAGCAGAUACUGAACUCUAGAAGGAACUGAUAAACUGAAUAAUUUCUGUAUGGCUAAACAAGCCUUAGCCACAGCUUCUGUUUCUUUUCCAUCUUAAAGAAAAAUGGAAUAAUGAAUGCCACUUGAAAAUUUCCUGUCAAA
Messenger RNA from Theobroma umbraticum, 1463 nucleotides. Its product is annotated as phosphopantothenate--cysteine ligase 2-like. Lineage: Eukaryota; Viridiplantae; Streptophyta; Magnoliopsida; Malvales; Malvaceae. The record is from RefSeq and is a predicted model, not a curated record.